Molecule: messenger RNA, 591 nt
Organism: Trypanosoma brucei brucei TREU927
Lineage: Eukaryota; Euglenozoa; Kinetoplastea; Trypanosomatida; Trypanosomatidae
Exons: 1
Coding region: 1-591 (196 amino acids)
Source: RefSeq, a predicted model, not a curated record
AUGAGUUGUAUGUUUCAUUCCUCACUACAGUUACUCCCAUCUAAUUUUCAAAGCCCAAGAAGUGCUUUAGUUAAGGCAGCCAUGGAGUCGAUUUUUUGCGUGGAACAAGUUAAUGUUCCCCCGGAGUUGGGGACAAUUAUGAAGCAGUACACCAAGGCAAUCCUCAGGGAUAGACCGGCUGAUCUUUACAAGUACAGCGCCAAUUUCUUUGCAGCUCUCUGCGGCCAAGCAGCACCCUUUGACAAGGAUGGGCGGUUUAUAGAGGAAGAAGGGGAAUGCAGGACUCUAGACCGCCACGCAGAGGGUGGGCAAUGUGACGUUGAAGUUAUGGAUACAACAUUGCCUGCGGACCAAGAAGAUCAUGAUAUCGUUCGAAGUGUCUUAAAUGAGUAUGACAUGAACGGUGAGGGAAGAAUGCCCCGUGAGUCGAUCCCAAUGCUGCUUGCAGGCAUGCAAAAAACUCUUCAGCUAAGUGAUGAUGAAGUCGUCGCGGCAGAGCAGGUCCUUGCCUCCCUCGAAACUGAUGAGAACGAUACAAUCGAUCUGUUAGAAUUCCGCCAGAUGUUUUUCAGCUCAGGAUAUGAGCAAUAG